AACGUUUGGUUCGGUAUCGAUUUUCCGCGGAAAAUGUAAAAAUGACCCAAGUUCUUUUGUAAAUAAAGUACAGACUUAAAGUUAUUGAAUGUGAUUGUAACUGUAUAGAAUCUGGUAUAAAUUUAAUGUAUUUUUAUUGAUAAAAUAGUUAAUAUUUACGUGUAGCUUUACGAUAAACAUUAUGGCGAAAAUAUAUCAGCAUAUUUUUAAAGUCACUAUUUUUGUUUUGAGUGUAUUACAAUGUUUUAAUAAAGAAGUUGAUGGAGUAUCUAUCAUAACGAAUCCGCCUAACAAAACGGGCCACCACGUCCGGCGCUCAAGCGUUGACGACAGCUUCUUGAACAAGAAGGUAUCCUCAUAUAGGUCCUUCCAACCGGUCUCGAUUAAAUACCACAAGGCCACAUACCCCAGGGAAGACAGACCAGAUUAUGAUAUAACUUCCUACGAUACUGAGUACGGGGGAGUUGUGUCAAACUUCACGUCUUCCAUUUACGACGACAACCCCCAGUUAUAUCCAAACCCGGAAUAUGUUUCGAAGAAUAAUCAAGUGAACAAAAUGCAGCAAGAAAUGAAACCCCCAGAAGCGGAAGUAGAGCUCCCUGAUGAUUCAUUGGCUGACGCAGAUCUCAAGGAGCACAAUAUUAUUGACAGUGUCACGUACUUGUACGGAUUCAACAAUUGCCACGGCGUUAGGAAUGAAUGGAUGAUAUUGAUAUUCAUAACAAGCGGUAUAGCAGUGAUCUUGCUGGUGGGAGCGGUAAUGUGGCUGAUGUGGAGCGAAUACGCAGCGGAGUUCCGUCGCAACAGUAAACUGUACCCAAUCAACAUCAACCUCCUCUGUUGCUUGAUUGCUUGCACCCUGAUAUACAUACAAGCUACUAUGGGAGUAUCAUCACCAUCCCAAUGCGAGAGGAUCGCCCUUCUGCUCCACUACACACACAUAACGUGUUCGAUGUGGAUCGUAGCGUUAGCCGCGGCUGUUUCAGAAUAUUGCGUGUGCGAUUCUCUGCUCCCGUUGAAAUAUGACUAUUUGCUGGCGUAUGGCGCCCCAGCUGUUGUUGUUAUGUUCAACUACGCGCUAUCAAUGGAACAAUACGAGAUAAAACACUACUGUUGGAUGUCGAUCGAGAAGGGAAUGGUGAUGGGUUUCAUGGUCCCAGCCAUGAUACUAAUACUCAUAAACACAGCAAUAAUCAUACUCGGUCUACAAAGCGUAAAUAAGAAACAAGCUGAAAUGCUAACGGCAAAAAUACAAGAAUUAGUCGACCACCACAUAGCCAAUUGGCCUAAAAGUGAACAGAAUGAAGAUAUUAAAAACGGAAGUUUGGAAAACAUUGAAAUCUAUUCGCCGGGGAGUAGCAGGAAGAAUACCGAUAGUUCUGAUACUUUGGACAAAGAAUACGGUAUGUGCGAAGACGAUAUUGGCGGUUCUAGCGGGGAUGUGACCGGCGAAGCCGGAAAUGAGUCGAACGUAGCAAAGACAAUCCACGACAAAAGCCUUCUAAACAUGUUGUACAUGGACAACCUGUCCUGGCGAUGGAGUUGGAACACGGAGGGCAACGAACUGAAGACUUAUCUGAAUCUAUGCCUAGUUCUGGAGCCGUUCUUCGCGAUAAACUGGGUGAUGGGUGUGGUGGCCAUAGAGAAUGCUGCGCAUUGGUCCACGCCGACGAUCUAUUUGAUUCUCGUUGUGUCUAUGUAUGUGUACCUGACGGUGACUGUGUGCACGACGCUGCCCGUGGUGCGCGCCCGGGCCGCCGGCUGCGAGGAAGUCGUCGUCGCCGACCAGCCGCCGCGGCCCAGGACAACAGACAGCAUCCCACUGCUGGACCCCACGAUACAACAGCCCAACGUCACCCCAGCCCCGGCCGACACAAUCAGCACAAUCAGUAUUUAACUCUACGACUAUUACAAUACGGUCCAAAAUGUUUCGGCUGACGAGCCGUUGGAGGACGAGUAUAACGAUACGUACUUUUGAAUUUAAGCUCUAUUACCGUUGCAAUACGGUGUAAAUUACAGUCGACGGGCUGGACACGGAUUUUCGAAAUGUUGUAACUCUAUGGCUGUAGCAAUAGGGUUAAAAUUUGUGAUUGAUAGAGCAACAAAGGGAGAUGACUUAAAAAAAUGAGGUUAAUGAACCGACAAAUGGACAAGAUUUUUUGAAA
Messenger RNA from Plodia interpunctella (Indianmeal moth), 2165 nucleotides. RefSeq lists its product as uncharacterized. Bases 182 to 1897 code for a protein of 571 amino acids. Gene Ontology annotation, cellular component: plasma membrane. The transcript is spliced from 9 exons. Gene Ontology annotation, molecular function: G protein-coupled receptor activity. Gene Ontology annotation, biological process: cell surface receptor signaling pathway; adenylate cyclase-activating G protein-coupled receptor signaling pathway. NCBI's taxonomy places the organism in Eukaryota, Metazoa, Arthropoda, Insecta, Lepidoptera, Pyralidae. The record is from RefSeq and is a predicted model, not a curated record.